GCAAGGAGGUCAAAAUGGGCGGGACCCGAGGCGUGGCUUCCAAUGAAGAAGGUCAGCGCGAACUGGCGACGCGAGCCGUGGAAUAUGGCCAACGGUUAUCGACCGUGGCCUCGACACUGGCCCGCCAACACCUGUCCGCGCCGCCGGUCGAGGUGGCCUUGGCUGAGAGCGGCGAAUUGGCCUUGGGCGAAUCACCCGAGGCCAUCCUGACCGAUUCGGACCAAGUGCUGUUGAACGAGGUGGCCUCGCGGGCCCAAGAGAGCCUACAUGACCUCAAGGUGCCCGGAGCCAACGCUGUGGUGGUGGCCUUUGGCGGGAAACGCGAUCAUACCGCCUUGGCUUGAACGUGCUGAAUGGACUGACCGCAUUGAUGGGCGGGUCACGCCUGCAUUCAAAUGACAGACAUCAAAAAUACAUAUACAUAUAUGAUUCAGAUCUUGCUAGCCUCUCCGUUCGCCUUGUCAGAACCGCCAUUUUCGUGACAGUUGACUUAUUUUUGCAGA
Tigriopus californicus is the source of this 503-nucleotide messenger RNA. RefSeq lists its product as uncharacterized. NCBI's taxonomy places the organism in Eukaryota, Metazoa, Arthropoda, Copepoda, Harpacticoida, Harpacticidae. The record is from RefSeq and is a predicted model, not a curated record.